This is a messenger RNA of Megalops cyprinoides (Indo-Pacific tarpon), 4964 nucleotides long. RefSeq names its product synaptotagmin-like 2a (gene sytl2a). NCBI's taxonomy places the organism in Eukaryota, Metazoa, Chordata, Actinopteri, Elopiformes, Megalopidae. The coding region runs from base 2485 to 4530 and encodes 681 amino acids. The record is from RefSeq and is a predicted model, not a curated record. The transcript is spliced from 12 exons. Gene Ontology annotation, molecular function: neurexin family protein binding. Gene Ontology annotation, biological process: exocytosis. Gene Ontology annotation, cellular component: exocytic vesicle; plasma membrane.
CUCACCACAGUUACUGUGUACACCAGUCCCUCAGGAAUGUGGAGCAGAUAUUCUCUCUGGGGGUACAUAAGUACAUAAGAGGUUCGAUGAUAAGAACAAGCCAUUCACACCAGCUUGGCUUGUCAUUUUGCCCACAGUCUAGAGUGUGUCUAGUACUGCAUCGAACCUGGAUUUGAACACUCUAAGGGUCUCUGCCUCCACUACCUGCAUGAAAAAUACUUUGCAGUGCCAGUGUGAAAUUUACCUGUAACUAAUUUCCUCCUGCACUGUCUUGUUCUGCUGACAGACCUCAGCUUGAAAUAGCCUCUAUAGUCCACUUUAUUAAUCCCCUUUUAAAAAUUUAAAAGCUUCAGUCAAAUCUCCCAUGAGUCUCCUUUAGCUGAGACUAAAAAGAUUAAAGGUAUCUCUUUGGUUGCAGCAAAAUGAGGGUCUGGGAUUGGACUGGAGUUUUUAAAAUUGAAAUCUACCUGUGAUGUAUCUGGACUGGAAGCAGGUAGUAUGACGGACACAAUUUUCACGAAUCUCUCUGGCCCAUAAACAGCAGCCCAUUUGGUUUGUGAUAACGUUCUCAAAAUGUUUGCAUAACAUUGUAUUGCUGUGAUUAUCAUGUUGCCAUGAUGAUAGGGAAAUGUUGUGAGACCUUUAGUUGUGGGUGCUAUGACUCUAUUUGACAUGUUGGGGUAUAGAUUUAAAGAGACUGUACGAAGACUGAGUAUAAGGAAUGAAUGAUUGAAUGAAUGAUUUCGUAUCACCUUGAAAAGUGUGACUGGGUCUAAAUGUACUUGUUCUGAACAGAGUAUCCCAAACAUAUAAAAAGCAUUGGAAUACAUUUAUGCACACACCACCAUAAGAAAGACAUGGAGCAAUCCAUAAUGUUGAGAAGCUGGCUUUUAAAAGUGAAUGCUCAUAUUACAACCAUGUGAGAGGAUGUGUUGUGUCAUCAGUGUGUUUACUAGUGAUUUGUGAAACUGACUAAUGAUCCAGCCUUCAAGAUUUUAUUUAGGUGACUUAGGUGACUAUUUUGGUUUUAAAUGAGUGGACUACUUGAAGGACAUGCUGUCAAAAUAUUUUCCUUGCAAAGAAAAGUAAGUCUGGUCAACUGAUCCCACCGAGAGUCUUGCAUCUAACUCUAGUCUUUGGCUGUGGUGUCUCUGUGUCUUUGGCAUGGUUCACUCCUUUUUUUGCAUGAGCGCCCUGUGCAUGCAUCGCUGUCAUGUCAUAAACACGCAUGUCACAGCACUGUAACAUGCUCAUAACUCAUCAGUAGGCUGCAGGUCAGACAGAACCGGAUUUGCAAAUAUUUGGACUCAAUGGACAGCACUUAAAAUGGAACACCAUACAUUAGUGCUUAACAAGCCUUCAGUCAUAUCCCCUUCAGAGAACCACUGCAGUUUACAAUUGCCAUAUAAUUAUUACUGUAAUAAAUCGGUAGUGGGGAAUAGUUAUGGUAAUACAAUGCAUAUUAAAUCACAUAGUCAUGUCUCACUGUUACAGAUGCAAGGAGUAUAGAAGAGCAUAGGAAAGAAGUAAAUCCACUUUAAAGCUCUGUUAAAGACGUUGCCUCCUUUGGGCUACAUUUGUAUAGUUUUUGUUGAUUUGCAUUACCACUUUAAAGAACAAAAAUGUAAAAAGUCUCAAAAAUGUGGAUUCCUAAAGAUCGGCAUUUUGUGGUUUAAGUCUAAACAAUACAGCAGUUUGUGUAUGCAUAUUUUUCAGCCUCUUGGAUUAACCUGCAGUACACUUGUGUAAUAACUAUAGGAUGCCUAGGUGCUUAUGCACAUAAAAGCUCCUAAUAGUUUUAUAACUAGGAGUUAGGUCACUCCAUUUGGUACCACAAGCUUAUUUUUGAAGUGAACAUUGCACUUGUAUUUCAGUGCAUGUUCUUUUAUUGUCCUCACACAGGGAAAGAACUAAUGAAAAAAGAUCUAGUCAGAUUUUCCCAGAAUGUAGCACUGGUUUCCCAAUGUUUUGCUAAAAUUGCGGAGAGAUUAUUCAGGAAGCCAUGUACCUCUGUGCUUAGGCAGUAAGCCUUACUGCAUGACUUAACCACGCUGUGCAUACAUUGAUGUAAUGUUUGAAUAAAAAAAAAAAACCCUUAGAGUGUUUUCCAUGGUGUUCAAAUAAUGUAACCCCUUAAAAGCAAUAUCACCAAUGACCUCACCUAAAAAUGAAAAUAUGAUCUGGAGAUUACUCAUUUUAACUUACAUUCAACAGAGUUCAUUGCUUUUUUUCAGACUGUGGAGGGUAUCUACUCAUGUGACUGCCUGCUACUAAAUUGCACACAUAUCCUUAUGGAUCUGGAAUAUGUGUCUCUCAAUAGAUGCCAAUGUGCUGGAUUCAUAAUGCCUGUAGAAAACAUUCUGCUUUGCCCUCUUGUCUUCAUCUCCUGUAACACUAUGUUUUAUCCACCCCUCGUUGUCCCCUGUUGUUUUCACAGACACCUUACCACCACCUGAGACCGCCAUAGACAGUGUUGAUAAUCUAAUGUCAGAAGGUUCAGAUGCCUUAGAGGCAGCAUUCACUGAACAGGUGCCUAUGCCCCAAAAGCAGACGGUCGUUUACACCCAGCAGGGUUGUCUGCCAGACAACGACGCCGAUUUUUCCAUCAGCAGCGGAACGGCCGAGUCGAGCGUUGCCUCCGCCACGCCCAAGGGGAUCCUCAAGCAAAGCUCCAGUGGCAGCUCUUGCGAUUCUCCGGUCCGUUACAGCGACUACAGUGGAUGGCCUGAAUGGGCGAACAGCCAGGAAACCGAUUCUCAAAAUGCUGCCGGUCAGGAGGGAGAUGCCGCGGCCUCCGAAAUAAGCGAGUCCAUCCACUCUCUGGAUCGGAAACAAGUUAGGUUCUCCCCAGAGGUCAGCGUGAAUGAAAACGAAACAGUGUCCCCGCUACUGGAUGACCAAGGGCUUGGAGAACAGGACCUACUGGAUACUGAAUUCGCAACAUGCUCAGAUGAAGAAGGUGGGACAUGCAAGUUAGACGCAGACAGUAUUAUGGAUGAAGGCAGCAACAGCCUCACCCAGAGUAGUGCUGUAAGUGAAAUACAGCAGAACAGAGAAGAUCCCAGCUUGACCAUGAAUGAGGCAGACUACCCCCCAAGUAAGGAUAGAGCAUCUCCUACCUCUCAGUCACAGAACAGCAGGUUGGUGAAUAACCAAGAAGAAGCGGACACAGGUCAGCAGGAGCAGCGAGCUGCAUCCCCUGCCUCUCAGGUGUCCACCGGCCAGGGCUUUGUGGAUCAGAAAGGUCAUGAUGAGGCUCAGACCCCUGUUAGGAUGGCCUUAAAACGAAUCUCUGCGAGGCCCAUGUCCUUCUCCAAAAGUCUUGAGGACAUUACGUCACAGCCCACAAUCUCCACGACGCCGGCCACUCCCACCUCCUCCUUCUCCGACCCGGAGCAGAUGAAGAAGAUGAGUGCUUCUGUGCCUGCCUUCCUACAGGAAGAGAACGAUGGCAGAGACAGUGACACCACCUCAGAGAGCAGCUUCCGCAUUGGCAGACAAAUGAGGACGGGCAGCACCUGCACUAACCUUAGCAUCUCUUCUGGCAUGGCAUCCUUAUCUUCUGUCACCGGCAGUGUGAUGAGCAUCUACAGCGGGGAAUUUGGCAAUGUUGAGGUCAGAGGGACCAUCCAGUUUGCCAUCAACUAUGUGCAGAAGCUUGGGGAGUUCCACAUCUUCGUGGUCCGGUGCAGAGAGUUGGCGGUGGCAGACCCCAGGAAGAACCGGUCUGACCCAUAUGUUAAAUGUUACCUCUUGCCUGACAAAACAAAGCUGGGAAAGAGGAAAACCACAGUGAAAAAGAAGACCUUAAAUCCUACCUACAAUGAAAUCCUGAGGUAUAGAAUUGACAUGGAGAUCCUAAAAAGCCAGACACUGAAUGUGUCUGUGUGGCACAAUGACACCUUUGGACGGAAUAGCUUUUUGGGCGAGGUGGACGUGGAUUUGUCUGAAUGGGACUUCAAGAACACACAGAUGAAUGACUUCACCCUGAAACCAAAAUCCCACUCUGGCCUGCAACCCACCGACUACAGGGGGGAGAUGAACGUGGCCCUACGCUUCCUGCCUACCGUCUCUCACAGUAAGAGGACACCUAGAAUGGGUGAAGUGCAGAUCUUGGUGAAAGAGUGCAAAAACCUACCAGUCAUCAGGGGUGCGAUCGACCCUUUUGUUAAAUGUAAUGUGCUUCCAGACACCAGCAGGAAGGGCCGGCAGAAAACACGGGUGGUAAAGAGGACGGCCGAUCCUGUUUUCAACCAAACCAUGGUGUACGAUGGCUUCCAGGCUGAGGACCUGCGAGAGGCUUGCGUGGAGCUCACGGUCUGGGACCAUGACCGUCUCAGCAACCACUUCCUGGGAGGCGUGAGACUCAGUCUGGGCACUGGCAAAAGCUAUGGGGCGGUUGUGGACUGGAUGGACUCUAACGCUCAGGAGGCGAUGUUAUGGGAACGAAUGAUGGACUCACAUAAUGAAUGGGUGGAAGAUGUUUUGCCUUUGAGAAUGUUGAUGAUGGCAAGGGGCAUGUCGAAAUAAGAAGGAUUAAGAUACUAUUUAAGAUGCUAAAUUGUGUAUGUCUGAUCACAGAGAAUUACCCUGCUAUUCGUAAAUCAAGUAUGUAUAUUGUGUGUUGUUCAGUAUGUACAACAAUAAUUUAAUCCAAAUUGCCAAAUAUCUUCUUGUCAAGUUAAUUAAAAGAUAUGGUUACAUUGUAUUGCUGCAGGGCAUGGGUACCCUUCCAAGAUGUUUGCUUCUACUGAAAAUUUGGGGUCUCUUUUGUUUAGAAAUGUUUAAAGGAUUAUUUCUUUAUAAGAUGUUAUUUUUGUUUCAAGUUAACUUCUUGUCUACUGAUCAGUCAGAUAGCAGUUGCAUUUACCUCUGAAAAUUGGGCUCAUAAUCACUGUGUAAUCAUGGAACAAGCAUGUUUUUAUUUUCAGUUACAGUAUUGUACUGCUACUCACAAUAAAUCC